AUGGGUUCUGAUCCCGUCAGCUCGUCACCUCCUAGCGGCGCGCUUUCGUUGCCGCCACUGGCGCUGUCUCCGCCGGUUGGCGAGCCGCACCAUUGGAGCGCCACGGCGGCUUCCGCGCUGCAUUCCGUUCCGAGGUACCACUCGCUUGGCAGAGGUAACCAGCAGCACUCGCCUGGGAGCAGUGAUCAUCCGUCGCGCGGGAUCUAUCAGCAAUCCAUUCUAAAUUCCGCUUUCUCCUUCAUCGCGCCGCAUCUUCCUUUCUCCUCGCCGCAGCAUCCCUCGUCUGUCUCUGGUGGCGUGUCCAUCCCCGGCAAGUCCUUCCCCGCGCACGCCGCCGCGGACGUCCCCGCGUCCGCGCCGUCGCCGCAUCGCCCGCUGCCUCUCGACUUAUUGCCGUCCCGGAAGUCGUCGCCGCAACUCGUCGUCGAACUGACCGGGGAUUGGGGUUUUACCGCUGCCGACGGCGCCGCCGUUUCCGCCGCCGCCGCCUGCUCGGACAAUUCGACGAGCCUCUCCGCAAACCCGUCGCGCGCGUCGCUCGCGCCCCAUCACGCCGCAUUCGCCGCUUCCGCGUUUCCGCGCGCGCAGCAGCCAGCACGUCCCUCUACCGCCCUGUCUCCCUGCGCAGCUCCGCGGACCCCGCGGGGUCCGCAGGCAGCGGCGGUGGCUGCUCCGCCUGGCGCUGGUACUCCCUCUGUUGCUCCGCUCGGUGCUGCUUCUCUCGGCGCUGCUCACCCUGCUGCUGGUCCGCCCGCUGUUUCUUCCCCCGGUUCCGCGCCCCCUGGUUCUCCGACUCUCCGCGGGGUUCAACAGCGUCCCAGUGCCUCUCAGGCUCCUCGUCCUCUUCCUACUGCUGCUGUCGCUGCUGCUUCUCCCGCCCCCGCUGGCGUGCGAUCUGUCGGCUCUCCGACCAUUGUGAGGGGCGAGGAUGGUCGUGCGUGGAAGAGAGCGAGGGUGAUGGGGGCGGUCAAGGAGGAGUGGGAGGAGACAACGAUGAGACCCCCCGGUGACGGCACCGAAAUGUCGGAUGAAACCCCGGCAAUGCUGCUGCUGCAGCAGCAGCAGCAGCAGCAGCAGUGGCAUCGGAAUUCCAUGAACCAUGGAAGCAACACCGUUCCCUCCUUGCCUGCAUUGCCUGCUUCUCCUGCAGCGAUCCCCUCAGCCGCCUAUCCUGCUCGUCCUGCCGCCCGGUUUGUCGACGCGCCCGGUGUUUUCUCCGAUGCCGGGUGCGAUCUCUCCACCCGUGACUCAGCUUUUGCUGGUCGAAACUGCGCCGACUGGCCUGCAGAGAGCGCAGGAGUCGCUGAAGAGUGUCACGAAGCACACUCAUCGAUUGCCAAUGCAAAAAAUGUUGGGGACACUGCUGCUGCUGGGGUAUACCCCGUUGGUUCGGUGCUUGUGCCGGAUUCAGAGCUUUUGGCGUGUCUGAACAGCCUCACCUCGUGCCUGUCGUGGCCGGACCUCACUCUCCUGGAUGCUGAAGCUGGUGCUGGUAUGCCAUCGGGCUGGCCUGAUAAAAUUGGUGCUGCUGGUCACUCUACAAGCAUGAUGGGGCGUUUGGGGCUAGAUAUGGGAGAGCUGAUUGAUGGCUGCGAAGUUCCAAGGGAGGAUGGUGAGCAGGACUACGUCACGCGCUACGGAGGACAGGGUGUUGCUGCGCCACGUCACGCGCUACGGCACGCGCAACUGGGGGCUGCUGCAGCGAAGCCGCUCGCUGCCCCUGCGCGACAACAAGGCGUGCUGCAACCGCUUCAUCCUCCUCAAAAACUGUGCGGUCUGUAUUUUUCCAUCACCAGUGCCACAUGUCAUGCCACGUGUCCCAUGCUCACAAUUCAUGCCACGUGUCCCAUGCUCUCAUUUCGUGCCACGUGUCCAAUGCUCCUAUGUCAUGCCACGUCUCCCGAGAGCAGGAGAUUUCUGGAGAAACACAAGUCCCAAGCCACAGCUACAGCUACAGCUACGGCUAUGGCUACAGCUAUGGUUGCGCAACUGCAGGGUGGGGGGAGUGCGACACAGUUACAGCCUGAAGUCGCUGCUGCUACAGCACAGGCUGGAAGGAGUCAGCCAGAGUUACAGCUCGACACGGCUCCUGCUACAGUUACAGCUACAGCUAAAGCUGCAGCUGCACGGUUGCAGGGAGGAGGGAGCGCUGCCGCUACACAGCUACAGCUGGAGACGGCUGCAGCUACAGCUCGGGUCGGAAGGAUUCAGCCAGAGCUACAGCUCGAGACGGCUACUGCUACAGCUGAGGGUGCCAGGAAGGGAGUUGGCGGGGCGUUAGAGCAGCAGCUAGCGAUGCUUUUUGAGUUAGACCAGGGGUGGGACGGAGGGGGAGAGGCACAGGGGUGGGACAAGGGGGGAGAGGCACACCCUCUAGAAUCUCUUGCUGCAGCUCCUUCUGCUUUUGGCCCAGCCUUGUCUGCUCCGGCUGCUGUCGCUGGGCGGUUGAGUGGGGUGGAGACCGGUGUAGAUGCUGUCAGUGAUGCUGCUGCAGCUGCUUCCGUGGAUGCUGGGGGAUGCAGUGAGGUGCUGGACGGUGGUGGUGUGGGGAGGGGGGAUGGAGGGAGAGACGGAGAUGCAUCGAGGAGGGUGGAAGGGGAGAGGAAGCGAAAGGUUCCUCCGUUUGGGCUUGAUGGGGCCAUGCGGUCAUUUUCGGACCUCUAUCCCUUGUUUCAGCAGCAGCAGCAGCAGCAGCAGCAGCAGCAGCAGCAGCAGCAUCCCCAGCAGAAGCAGUUUCAGUUGCAACAGCAGUGGGUAUGA
Messenger RNA from Closterium sp. Naga37s-1, 2760 nucleotides. The record is from the annotation of a GenBank genome assembly. Lineage: Eukaryota; Viridiplantae; Streptophyta; Zygnematophyceae; Desmidiales; Closteriaceae.